This is a messenger RNA of Sesamum indicum (sesame), 910 nucleotides long. RefSeq lists its product as uncharacterized. The record is from RefSeq and is a predicted model, not a curated record. Lineage: Eukaryota; Viridiplantae; Streptophyta; Magnoliopsida; Lamiales; Pedaliaceae.
UGUCUGUUUGGCUGUUCCCUCCCUUGCCAGCACUCUCAAACCACCUCUUUUGCUCCUUCCAAAUCUCUCUCUCUCUCUCUCAUUCUUGCUCUCCUCCUUCUAUUUUUAUUAAUUUUUGCAGCUUUAUUUUUGGUAAAGGGGUGAAGAACAGCCAAAAGGAAAGGUAAUGGAGGUGGAGAAGCUCUGCUCUGUCAGUGCUGUUGUGCAGAGGGUUAUGUGCUGUUCGAUUCUCUGGGCUGCCCAGAGAUCUCUUCUUUUGCUUCUUUUUCUGAGUGGGAUGGCUCUCCCUGACAUCAACGCAUUUCCAUCUCCUUUAGCGACAGACAAAAGAUUUCCGUUUGGCGAUCUUAACAAUGCUACAAAAUCUGAGGAAACCAAGGAUGCUAGCGAUAGUGAUGACAGCGAGGAAGACGAUGAGGAUGAGGACAACGAUGUUGAUGCUGACGACAAUGAUGAGGAUGAUGAUUAUUCUGGAGAAGGAAGUGACGGCGAUGACGAUGGAGAUCCUGAAGAUGAUGUCGAGGCUAAUGGUGAUGGAGGCAGCGAUGACGAUGACGACGAGAAUGAUGACGACGAUGAAGAUGAUGACGACGAGGAUGACGACGAUGAAGAAGAGGACGAGAGUGAUGAAGAGGAAGACAAGCGACCAUCAAAGAAGAAGAAGUGAACAGUGUCUUGGUUUCUUUUUCUUUUGGUUAGGAGCAUGCAGAUUCUACAUUUUAGGGGGUCCUCCUUUGUAUCCUAGACCAUAUUUUUUCUCCGCAGUUGCCAAGAAACAUCGGCUCAUGGACUGAAAUUGUGUAACUGUUGGAAUCUUCACUUAGUUACUAAGUUUGGCCCUGUGUCCAAUUGUUGCUUGUUGUGUAUUAUCUUGACAUUAUUAUUUCAUUAGAGGAAUUUAGGUAUGAUC